AUGAACAAGCCACGAGGCUAUAAGGCUCGUCAUUCGUUGGAGAAGGCUGUUGAGACUAUUUAUGGCCUCGAUGCAGGCGAUUUGCUUCUAUGCCCUCUGGCCCAGAUCCAAGACACAGAUCUGAGACUAUGGCGACUGAGAUUAUCAUGCACACCACUUCUGACAGGCGUCCACCAUCCAAUAGAACACUUUGACAAGCUCGACCAGCAGCUCUCAGUCUUUCUGCAGCGCCCUGAUAGCUUUGUCAGGGAUACCUCGCACAGGGAUGGCGCGCUUUUCCAUGAUAUGUGUUCCAAGGCGGAAAAGCUACUCGCCCGGCUACCAGAAGUUCCGCAGCGUAGUUUCUCGCUGCCUCUGAACAAUGGUAUCAGGCGGAAGCAAGGCACGACGCUGUGGGACAGUAUCAAAAAUGGCAAAUGGGCAACAAAGUAUAUUGUGCCAGAGGCGCAGUUUCACUUCCAGCUGCAGAGCUCAGAAGAUGCCGACUCAGUGCUCACCCUGCUAUCCAAGUUGCAGAACCUCGCCUGGGAUAAUUUCUACGUGACCACGCACAUUGACACCAACUCCUUGAUACUGGCGGCUGUAUUCGCGAAUCAAGGCUCUGUCCCGGACCUGCGUCUUGCUCGAAACUCGCUCGAAUAUGUGAACUUGCUCUCCGAAUUGUUUGACGAAUAUCAAAGCAUGUGCGACGCCGUAUCUUUCGGGAUCCAGGCCCCGUUCGAGGAUGACUCGGACGAAGGUCGUGCGCUAAAGGACGCCCUGUUUCCUCAGGAGCGUGAUGACCAUGAACAGGCAAUGACGAUCGUCAAAGUUUUCCUCUGGUCGGCAUGGCAACGGUCUGUGAUGCUUCAUUUCUACUAUGUGGUUGGAGUUCAACUCGCUCAUGGGUAUUCGUCUACCUGGAACACCUUCCUGGCCAUUCGCGGCGUACACGAACUAGAAUCUCUUUCUAGAGACGCGUAUCGCGGCAAGUGCACCGAUUACCUCUGUAAUUGGGCCUUUGAGCUUCUGAGGACCAGUCGUACAUCUGUCGGGCUUGAUUUUCGCCGCAUGAUUUCGAGGUUUGAUGCUCAGUUCCAUGGACGGCAUGGACGAUGCAUCAGGGAUUCGACUUCUACCUGUGAAGGUGGACAGCCAGAGACAUGCCAGAGAUUUACUGCAGCAGAGGCGGCCGCGCAAUCAGCACAUUCGCCUGGCUGUAAUGGGCAUUGUUCGAGAAUUUUGUGGAAUGCACCGUCAUACUUUGAGUGUCGAAAGCCAGCAGCUAUCGCGGCGAUUGAAAAUUCUGCAUAUUUGAACUAUUCUCCUGUAUCUUGUCAGACCCUUGCAAUCUCUCACGUCUGGAGUCAUGGACAAGGCGGCCGUCCUGAGACGGGUAUCAACACCUGUCUGCAUCACCGAUAUUGCCGCUUGGCCCGUCAGUUUGGGUGCGACACGUAUUGGAUCGACGCCGCGUGUAUCCCAAGCGAGACCACUCUACGACGACAGGCCAUCGAUAGCAUCAACGAAAUCUUCGCCGCGUCAAAGGUAACCCUGGUUAUCGACAUGGAUGUCCAAUCCGUCGAUGUGACUCUACCAGAUCCCAGCAUUGCAGAAAUUGAGACGCUGGUCUCAACACUAUUGGUGAGUGAUUGGACUGUCCGUGGCUGGACAUUGCUGGAAGCGAUGCGUGGCAGUCGUGCGAUCUGGCUGCUUUGCAAGAAUGAUGGAGUAAUGAAUCUUCGUCAUGCUCUUACCAUAUUACAUGAGCGCGGUGGGAUCGACAUUGGUGUUCUGCUUGGGAGCGCGCAGCAUCUGAUCCCCCAUUCAGACCCAGCCUCGAAGAAAACCGUCGAGGAAGCAGGUUUUCUCCUCAGUCAACGCCACACGUCCUGGCCCGAAGAUGUAAUAAUUUGCUGGUCUUUGCUCAUCAACGCACCCGUGCGAAAAGAGGCGGCUGGUCUCUGGCGGAACCAGACUCGAGUCAGAAGCGGCUACAUAUUAUCGAGCGCUCCGCGCGUCGGCACGAUGAAAGGCUUUGGUUGGGCGCCUAGCACACCGUAUGUUCGACCAAUUAAAAGGUCUGUUGGUCUUGAGAACGGUAGGAGUCAAGAGUACAGCGUGAGAUUCCCAUCAUAUGAUGGAGAGGGUAGCCUCCCCGUCAAUAUCACGGAACACGGAUUGCGUGGAAAGUGGCGUGUUGUGGAGGUCGAUCGCUCGCUCCUGGAAAGUACUAAGGACUUGUGCUGCGAGUUGACACCCUUUCCUUACGUAUACGAGGAUGACGAAAUGGCUUUCGAAACCCCCCAGUUGAUAUAUGCUCACCCCGACGACGCAUUGGCCUGGCUUACCAUCGUCGACUUACUUGACCAUGGAGCCCGGGUAAGGCUUGUCAGAGCAGUGGCUGAAGAUGGUAUAUCUCCGGCUGUCGGCACUAGCCAGCGAGGGGAAGGGUUUGGGCUGAUUGCGGCGCUUUGUGCCAGCCUCAAUGGAGGAUUGUCAUGGGAAUGGAAAGGGGUAUAUUCCUGGCAAGAGAGUGAGAAUUACGAGGGUUGGGAGGUUGUUGAGAUGUUGAUCACGUAG
This is a messenger RNA of Fonsecaea multimorphosa CBS 102226, 2562 nucleotides long. RefSeq lists its product as uncharacterized. Lineage: Eukaryota; Fungi; Ascomycota; Eurotiomycetes; Chaetothyriales; Herpotrichiellaceae. The record is from RefSeq and is a predicted model, not a curated record. The transcript has a single exon. The coding region runs from base 1 to 2562 and encodes 853 amino acids.